AUGGAAAGCAUUCCUUAUGCAUUUGAUGUUGGCAGUUUAAUGUAUGCACAGGUUUGUUUAAGACCUGACAUUGCAUAUGCAGUAGGAAUGUUAGGAAGAUAUCAAAGUAAUCCGGGAAUGGAACACUGGAAGGCUGCAAAAAAGGUUAUGAGAUAUUUACAAGGAACCAAGAAUCAUAUGCUGACUUAUAAGAAUGUAGAUUAUCUAGAAGUGAUUGGAUAUUCGGACUCAGACUUUGCGGGUUGUAAAGACUCUAGAAAGUCCACUUCAAAAUAUGUCUUUAUGUUGGGAGGAGGUACUAUAUCAUGGAAGAGCACCAAACAGACGAUAAUUGCAUCCUCUACUAUGGAGGCAGAGUUCAUAGCAUGCUUUGAAGCAACUUCAUAG
Messenger RNA from Corylus avellana, 387 nucleotides. The record is from RefSeq and is a predicted model, not a curated record. Lineage: Eukaryota; Viridiplantae; Streptophyta; Magnoliopsida; Fagales; Betulaceae.